Messenger RNA from Closterium sp. Naga37s-1, 1218 nucleotides. NCBI's taxonomy places the organism in Eukaryota, Viridiplantae, Streptophyta, Zygnematophyceae, Desmidiales, Closteriaceae. The record is from the annotation of a GenBank genome assembly.
AUGCCAACCGUCAUCUUCCCACCACCCGACCUCCGCUUCCCCGCCACCCCAUCUCCCCUGCUCGCCGACCGAUCUCCCGUGCAACCCGCCCGAGUUCCCGUUCCCGCGGCCCGAUCUCCCAUUUCUGCCGCCCAAUAUCCCCUUCUCGCCUCCUCUCGCCUCCCCGCGCGUGCUCCUCUCGCCUCUCAGCGCGUGCUCCUCUCCCCUCCCAGCGCGUGCUCCUCUCCCCUCCGCGUGCGUGCUCCUCUCCCCUCCGCGUGCGUGCUCCUCUCGCCUCCCCGCGCGUGCUCCUCUCCCCUCCCCGUGCGUGCUCCUCUCGUCUCUCCGCGCGUGCUCCUCUCCCCUCCCCGCGCGUGCUCCUCUCCCCUCCGCGUGCGUGCUCCUCUCCCCUCCGCGUGCGUGCUCCUCUCCCCUCCGCGUGCGUGCUCCUCUCGCCUCCCCGCGCGUGCUCCUCUCCCCUCCCCGUGCGUGCUCCUCUCGCCUCCUCGCGCGGCAUCCCCCCUGCACGCCCUCAUUUCCCCCCCUGCACGCCCUCAUUUCCCCCCCUGCAGGCUCUCAUUACCCCCCUUUUAUGCACCCGUUUCCCCUCUGCUCACUCUCUUUCACCCCUCACUCACGCGUUUUCCCCUCUGCUCACUCUCUUUCCCCCACACUCACCCUUUCUCCCCUCUGCCCACUCUGCCCGUCUGCCCUCUCACACUCUUCCUGCCAUUCUCACUCUCGCAAUCCUCACCGCCGUCCCUUCCUUCCUGUAACCAAUCUCCCCUCCCCCCUUUUCCCUUCCUUCCCUCCACUUCCUCCCCUUCCCUUCUUUCUCUCCCCAUCAUUCCCUCCCCUUCCUCCCCUCCCCUUCAUCCCCAUCCCUGCCCUUUCCUCCCUGCCCUUCCCUUCUCGACCCCGCCCUUCUACGUCACUCCUCGCCUUCUGCCCUCCAGUUCAUGUGCAUGUGCUGCCAUCACUUUUGCCCCAUACAUGCAUCUUAUUAACUCAUGUUUACUCGCUUGUAUUCCCUUUUCACCCUCCGUCCCUUCAAAUCUCCCCUCACUUACUACCCAUCUCCCUGCCUUUCCAUCACACCUCCCUGCCUUCUCAUGGAUUGGAGGCACCAUUGCGACACCAGGUGUCAUACAACCUGAAAAAUCAUACGCAAAGCUACAAGCUACAAGCCAGUAUAGGAACAUGCCAGUAUUAGGGACAUGCCUCUAUCUAUCCUUCUGA